CCUGCUGGGACACCCGAAAGGGCAGCCUGGUGGCGGAGCUAUCCACCAUUGAGUUCAGCCACCGAGACCCUGUGUAUGGCACCAUCUGGCUGCAGUCGAAGACGGGCACCGAGUGCUUCUCAGCAUCCACAGAUGGGCAGGUCAUGUGGUGGGACAUCCGAAAGAUGAGUGAGCCCACUGAGGUCGUGAUCAUGGACAUCACCAAAAAGGAGCAGUUGGAAAAUGCCUUGGGGGCCAUCUCCCUGGAGUUCGAAUCUACUUUGCCCACCAAGUUCAUGGUGGGGACUGAGCAGGGCAUCAUCAUCUCCUGCAACCGCAAGGCCAAGACGUCAGCUGAGAAGAUUGUGUGCACCUUCCCGGGCCAUCAUGGCCCCGUCUAUGCCCUCCAGAGAAACCCCUUCUACCCGAAGAACUUCCUGACGGUUGGUGACUGGACAGCCCGCAUCUGGUCUGAAGACAGCCGGGAAUCGUCCAUCAUGUGGACCAAGUAA
Molecule: messenger RNA, 491 nt
Organism: Piliocolobus tephrosceles (Ugandan red Colobus)
Lineage: Eukaryota; Metazoa; Chordata; Mammalia; Primates; Cercopithecidae
Product: dynein intermediate chain 2, axonemal-like
Exons: 3
Biological process (GO): outer dynein arm assembly; cilium movement
Cellular component (GO): outer dynein arm
Molecular function (GO): dynein light chain binding; dynein heavy chain binding
Source: RefSeq, a predicted model, not a curated record